GGAAAAUCGAUUAGUUACCCUCCGUCCGGAGAGAGCCAUGGCGUCGCUUUGCUCUGCGCUCGAUGCUCUAGGGUUUCAAUCUCCAACGAAGGCGUCUUCGGUACACGACACGCGCUCGAUUACUUGCUCUUCGUCUGUACGCCGUUCUUCGUCUCGCGUUGGGAUGGCUAGAAGAGCGAAGAAUCAUCUGCGCGUUGUGGCUAUGGCUCCCGAGGAAGAGAAGCUUACUCGUCGCAAUCCUCUUGAUUUCCCAAUCGAGUGGGAGAGGCCUAAACCUGGGAGGAGGCCAGACAUUUUCCCAAAGUUUAGCCCAAUGAAGACACCACUGCCACCGCCAAUGCCUUACGAUCCUCCAGCAGAAGACGAAGAAGAAGAGGAAGAGAAGAAAGAAGAGGAAGAAGAAAACCCUGACCAAGAAGAAGACGAACAACCCGAGAAGCAACAAUAGUUUUCUUUUUUUUUAUAUAGUUUACCCACGAAAAGAAGAAGAUGGAUACCACGAGAUCCAAGAGCCUUUCUGUUUCUCAGUUUUGUAGUUCUUUUUUGGAAAAGAAAAGGGAAAUCAAAAUUUUCUCACGUUUAGUUGCUCAAUUUACAUCUUACAUUCGGUGUUUUGUGUAAUGCCUCAGUAUCAAAAUCUUAUCGUUUACGCAUACACUUAAAUUUCGAACCUGUAGUAGCUCUGCGGUUCUGAACCUGAACCGAAGUUUUGUUAUAGGUUCUGAACUGAUCGGCGAUUUUCCAAAAGUAUUUCAGUUUAGUUCAGUGGUUGGUUUGUUUAAGUUUUGCAGAAUUUCCAACCAAACUAAAAUCUAUUUGUACCGAACCAAACUGGUUCUUCAAUUAUAUUAUACUAGGUGAUUUUCC
This is a messenger RNA of Eruca vesicaria subsp. sativa (arugula), 867 nucleotides long. The record is from the annotation of a GenBank genome assembly. Lineage: Eukaryota; Viridiplantae; Streptophyta; Magnoliopsida; Brassicales; Brassicaceae.